Molecule: messenger RNA, 819 nt
Organism: Laetiporus sulphureus 93-53
Lineage: Eukaryota; Fungi; Basidiomycota; Agaricomycetes; Polyporales; Laetiporaceae
Exons: 3
Coding region: 1-819 (272 amino acids)
Source: RefSeq, a predicted model, not a curated record
AUGCUGAGCUCACGCCCACUCGAUCUGAACCAUGGAGAUGGUCCGUCAUUCAAGACCCCAGCCAGAGGCCUGAAAGGCAAGAAUGGUCCUCAAGAAAACGUCUACGGCCUCAGCAUGACAGUCAAUGCAAAGGGCAAGAGCUUGCAAACCCCCCGUCGGCCGCUGACCGUCCAGAGCCAUAAGGCCUUGAGCAACAGUAUCAAGCCCAUGGUGCGCAUCGCUCGCCCGCUCGGCGACAAGACGCCCUUCCCCAACCGCGUCGCGCCCGCCGUGCCCUUCGAAAGCCCGGCUCCCAAAACAGGGAAGCUCGCCAAGCUGUCCCUCCUCGACGCCGACGACACCCCAGCGAAGCCCGCCAUCAGUCCCGGGGCGCUUCUCCGCCCGUCGUCCGCGCGGAAGAGCCUGCGCGCGCCGCGGCCGAGUCUGGUGGGCAACUGCUUCAAGACGCCGAUCACGACGGGGAACCACUGGGAUGUGAGCGAUGGGGAUGUGAGCGUCGCGGAGGCGGAGGCCGAGGAAGAGAAGGUCGAGGUGCAGGAGGAGGACUAUGAUGAGAUCGAGUACAUGCCCCCGACGGCGAUCAUCCCGCCGUACGAGCCCCCGUUCGAGAUGCCCGAUUACAGUGUGGUUGGUAAGACCCUACUGGAAAUGGCUUACUGCCCCAAGUUCGACGACUCCGUGGAUGCGUACUAUGCUGCGGACAUCGAGAUCGAGAUCGAUUCGGAAGAGGUAUGGCUCGCGAGCGGGUUCGUCGCGGAUCCGUCUAAAUGGGAAAGGCUCGAACUUCCUGAGCUCGGUACGUCAGUGGUCUACUCAUGA